Bipolaris maydis ATCC 48331 is the source of this 1404-nucleotide messenger RNA. RefSeq names its product cytochrome P450. NCBI's taxonomy places the organism in Eukaryota, Fungi, Ascomycota, Dothideomycetes, Pleosporales, Pleosporaceae. Gene Ontology annotation, molecular function: iron ion binding; monooxygenase activity; heme binding. The record is from RefSeq and is a predicted model, not a curated record.
AUGAUUGAAAAACUUGUAUCGGGAGCAAUCGCUAUGUUGACGGUGCUUUACACUCUGUGUUGUUGCCUUUUACCGAAGCCCAUUACGGGAAUACCCUACAACAAAGAAGCCAUAUGGUCGCUAUUGGGUGACUCACCGGGAAAUAUUUUCGGCUGGAUCAUCCACCAGUCCCGUCGUCAUGGGCCAAUUUUCCAACUCUGGCUAGGCCCGUGCCAGAAGCCAACCGUCAUCAUCACAGACUUUCGUGAAGCACAAGAUAUCCUCAUGCGCCGGAAAGAACUUGAAGGCGCUUCGGUAUUUGGGAGCGUUCUAGGUGGCGAGGCGCGAUCGUUUCAUAUCACAAUGUCGACAGGCCCACGAUGGAAGGCCCGGCGUCGUUUACUCCAAGAUCUGAUGGCACCUAAAUCUCUUCACAAGGUCGCAAUCCCAAAUAUUUACAGAAGCGCAACUCUACUUCUCGAUCUCUGGAAGAACAAAGCAGAAGCCGUACAUUUUCCUAUUGCCACCGUCCACCCUGCCCUUGAUGCUGUGUUACAUACUAUAGAUAAUGUCCAGUUGGUGGCUGCGACUGGGUUCCCUCGACUUGCAUGGCUAAUUUUUGAACUUCUUCCACACAUCCGCCGUAGAAGGAAAGUACGAGACGAGUUGAUUGUAAACCAGGUUUUGCACGCGUUGGAUCGAUUCAACACCCUUAGCAAGCAACACGACGACGAUACGCAUGUCUCCAACUACUCGCUUGCUACCCGUUGCACUUAUAUCAUUGGGUUUGUUGUUGCUGGCCAUGAUAAAACGAGCACGACGAUGCGCUGGAUUUUCAAGUUUAUAUCAGAUAACCCUGAUGUUCAAAAGAAACUUUUCGAAAGCCUUCGCAGUUUCCAUGCAGCUGCUGUCACUGAGGAUCACCUCCCCACUCACAGCGAGAUAUGUAACGCAAGCAUACCAUAUCUGGACGCCGUUGUCGAGGAAUCGCUGCCUCUUAGCCACACCGCAAUCUUUCAGGAUCGGGAAUGCACAGAGGAUGCCAUUAUCCUAGGCCACUACAUUCCGAAAGGCCCCAGCUUCACAGAGCCAGGACUGGAUAUCGAAGAAAGUAUCCGCAGUCCGACAUGCCAAGCGGCAGCCCAAGAAUACGGAUUUCGAGCCUGGGAUGAGAAGGGAAUGGACGAGUUUUAUCCUGAGCGUUGGCUUAUGCUGGAUGAUAAUGGCAGAGCGGAGUUCAAUUCGGUAGUAGGGCCAACUCUCCCGUUUAGCCUUGGUCUUCGAGGAUGUUUCGGAAGAAAGCUGGCGUGUUUGGAACUCAAAAUGCUGACAACUCUUUUGGUUUGGAAUUUUGAGCUUCAAUGCUCACCGGAGGGGUUAUCAAGCUAUGAGAGCUUAGAGGGGCUAACACGCAAACCUUCGUAA